GAGUUAGUGGCUUUUUGCCUUGUUACUAAAGAGUUACUAACGAUGUUGGGGUAGAGAAUGUCAAAAACGGUACAAAAAAUUGCGUGACGUAGUUUGUGGAUAACUUCUGCCCGUCUAUAGCAACCAAAGACGCAAAAUGGUACGACGUUUUGCAGAAUGCUUAAAUUCAUGUUAGAAAUAUAGAAAGCAUGGCAACAAGUACAAAAAACGAUUUAGCCAGAGUUGGUUUAUUUAGUGAAUUAGGAUAUGUUUCAAUUGGUGAUCCAUUCAAGGAUAACUUCGGAAAGUCAUUCAAUGUUUCGGCAUCAAAAGGGAAGCAAAUGUUGCCAGGUAGUAAUAAAACUAUCUGUGCAUUGCAAGUAGGUUACUUUGAUAAACAAUUCAAUCGUAUAAUGGAGGGAGAAGCUUACACUGAUCCUGUUAAGCGUCGGAGACAAGAGAGACUGGAAAAAAAUAAACUGAUUAUAGGAAAAGCAUUUAUACCAAGUCAUGCUGGAAAAAAACCUUCUGGAGUUGGUAGUUAUUUUGGAACAUUAUCAGGUCCAAUUCAAACAUUUAGCCCUUUAUGUAAGGAUAAGGAUCCUUAUGUAACACCUGGAAGAAAUUUUGUAACAAACCCUGGGAAGAAGGGAUCUGGAUAUGGUUAUGCUAAUGUAUUAAUUGGUAAGCCACAAAAGUAUGCACCAGAUCCCUACAAUCAUGAGCAUGAAAUUCGAGUUAAAGAGGAAUUAAAAAGUAAAAAAAUGAUGAUGGGAAGUCCUUUUAAAUCAAAUUUACAUCCUGUAACGUUUUUUGAUUCUAAUCCAAAUAAAGCUGAUAAUCCAUCAUUGCCACCUUUCAAAGAAAUUUCUGAACCAAAGAUAACAUUAGUUCCCUUCAAACCAAGCUCACCUGGCAAACAGAUUGGUGGUUCUAAAGCUGGAUGCUUUACUGCAUACCCUUCUCAUUCUGAUGACUUAUACAAUGUAAAAAAGCCAAUUGAGAAUAAGGAGAAGCAUAUCUUUCGCCCAUCUCACGGUGCUAAAACAAUGACAUGUGGUUCCAUUAUUGCUCAAAAUAUCACAAGGCGGAUCAACUGUCAAAAUUUCAACGAGUACAAACUACCAACUUUAUCGGUGUAAAUAGUGUGUGUGUGUGUGUGUGUCAUGUAUAUAAAUAAAAUUGUAUGGUUUUAUUUUUGAUUUUAACAUCUUUAUUUUUUA
Hydra vulgaris (swiftwater hydra) is the source of this 1202-nucleotide messenger RNA. RefSeq names its product cilia-and flagella-associated protein 96. The record is from RefSeq and is a predicted model, not a curated record. Gene Ontology annotation, cellular component: centrosome. NCBI's taxonomy places the organism in Eukaryota, Metazoa, Cnidaria, Hydrozoa, Anthoathecata, Hydridae.